This is a messenger RNA of Olea europaea var. sylvestris, 1654 nucleotides long. RefSeq names its product protein HEAT INTOLERANT 4-like. The transcript has 14 exons. Gene Ontology annotation, biological process: regulation of cellular response to heat. The coding region runs from base 118 to 1281 and encodes 387 amino acids. The record is from RefSeq and is a predicted model, not a curated record. NCBI's taxonomy places the organism in Eukaryota, Viridiplantae, Streptophyta, Magnoliopsida, Lamiales, Oleaceae.
UUCUCCAUCCGCCUGUUUCCGCCUUCAGAUUUCUGCUCCGGUGAAUUCAAAUUUAGGGAACAAACAAACCCUAGAUUAUCUAUCUUAUCUCUCUAAAGAUCUAUACAGCUACACGCGAUGACGAGAGGUGCUAAGAGGAAAACUACUCACAAGGAUGAAGCUUUCAAGGAGCCGACACAGCCGAUUGAGGAGAAUGAGAAGAAUGAGCCCAGCCAAUCGGCUGAGGGAAGCAAAGACGAGCAAAGAAAGCCGGCUGAAAAGAAUUACAUAGAGCUAAAUGAGCCAGCUCCGGAGGAGCCGAGCACGAAAGUGGAUGAGGAGCCGAAUAAGAAAGCUGCUAAAGGUAGAGCUAAGAGAACCAAGACUCUGAAGCCUGAGGCCGAGGAGGAGUAUUUUCCUGACAAGAGGAAUUUGGAAGACCUAUGGCAACAGGUCUUUCCAGUUGGCACGGAGUGGGAUCAGUUGGACAUGGUGUAUCAAUACAACUGGAAUUUCUCAAAUUUAGAAGAUGCAUUUGAAGAAGGUGGGCUGUUAUACAACCAAAAGGUCUACCUCUUUGGAUGUACAGAGCCACAAUUGGUCUCUUUCCGGGGUCAAGGAAAAGUUACAAUGAUUCCUGUUGUGGUUGCUGUGGUGUCACCUUUUCCCCCUUCUGACAAAAUUGGCAUUAAAUCAGUACAGAGGGAGACUGAAGAAAUUCUGCCUAUGAAGCAGAUGAAAAUGGACUGGGUUCCAUACAUCCCAUUGGAAAAUAGGGAUUCUCAAGUUGAAAGACUUAAAUCCCAAAUUUUUAUUUUAAGUUGCACCCAGAGAAGGGCCGGUUUGAAACAUUUGAAGUUGGAGCGUGUGAAGAAAUUUGAGUACUGCUUACCUUACUUCUACCAGCCACUCCAGGAAGAUGAAUUCGAACAGAGCACGGUGGUUCAGAUCUUAUUUCCGAUAGAUCCCAAGCCAGUUUUCUGCGAGUUUGAUUGGGAACUUGAUGAACUUGAGGAGUUCACGGAUAAGCUUAUUGAAGAAGAAGAGUUGUCUGCAGAUCAAAAAGAUGCUUUCAAGGAUUUUUUGAAAGAGAAAGUUCGAGAAGCAAAAAAAGCUAACCGCGAGGCCAGGGAAGCCCGUAGAAAGGCCUUGGAAGAAAUGAGCGCGGAAACCAAGGCAGCAUUUGAGAAUAUGAAAUUCUACAAAUUUUAUCCUGUGUCCACCCCUGAUACUCCUGAUGUGUCCGGUGUGAAGGCUCCAUUCAUCAACAGAUACUAUGGGAAGGCUCACAAAGUUCUGUGAGUGACUUGUCAAGGAAAGUUUAUCAUAUGGAGAGAAUCUAUUACCCCGGACCACGUGCUUUGUGGGAAAUAGGAACUUCUGAAAGGAAUGAAGAUGCAGUACGAAAUAUCUUACCCCGAUUAAAAUGUAAGCUUAAAAGAGGUUUAGACUAGUGGAGGAAAUAGAUCAAAAAAAUGAAAAUUUGAUUACUUCUUCCCACCUUGUAUUCAAAGGAAAUAAAACAACAUUGUUGGCUCUCAAUUUUGGUUGUAAUUUUUGAACACUUAAUUUUCUGUGCUAGUUCAUAUUACCACUUUAUUUUGGAAAGAUUGAACAUCGAAUGGUUGCAUCAAUGUUUAUUGCUUACCUACCCGGGAAUAAUUGGUUUUACUCA